AUGAACGUCCGAACCGGGUCACACCAGCUAAGCAAUGGACUCUACGUCUCGGGUCGACCGGGGCAGCUACCUAAGGAUCGCCAACUGACGGUGGCUUCACGCGCCGUACCGUACACCGGGGGCGACGUUAAGAAAUCCGGCGAGCUAGGAAAAAUGUACGGCAUAGAUUUAUCAAGUGCAGACCACCUGCCGGCUCCGCCUAAAGUUCCUUCCCGGCACUCUUCAUCUUCUCAGCAGAAUAGUGGAUCCGUUAGAUCCGGCCCAAACUCUGGUCCAGUUAACAAGAAGUCUUCUUCCACCUCGUUCUCAGGGCCUAUCACGCCUAUUCAGCCCACGGGUCUCAUUACCUCCGGCCCAUUAGGCUCCACCAGUGCCAACCGCCGCUCCGGCAAGCUCGACAGUCCGUCCGCCGGGCAUAGCUCCUUUAGUAAAACUCAAUACGGGUCGGCGGUAACGAGCUUGGGGGAGGGAGUGAAAUUGGGUUUCAAGGUUUCGAGGGUGGCAAUGUGGGUGUUCUUGGUGGUUGUAGUUAUGGGCUUGGUGGUGGGGGCGUUCCUUAUGGCANGGGUGUUCUUGGUGGUUGUAGUUAUUGGCUUGGUGGUGGGGGCGUUCCUUAUGGCAGCGGUGAAGAAGCCGGUGAUUUUGGUGGCAGUGGUGGCACUUUUAGUUCCUGCGGUGGUGAUUUUAAUAUGGAAUUAUGCUUACAGAAAGCGAGGGGUUCUAAGUUUUCUGAAGAAGUAUCCAGAUGCAGAGCUGCGAGGAGCCGCUGAUGGACAGUACGUCAAGGUCACUGGGGUUGUCACUUGUGGUAGCAUUCCUCUAGAAUCUUCUUUCCAGAGGGUACCAAGAUGUGUAUUUGUUUCCACAGAAUUGUAUGAAUACAGGGGAUGCGGUGGAAAACCAGCAAAACCCAGACACCCUUUCUUCUCCUGGGCAUGCAGGCAUUCAGAGAAGCAUGUGGCGGAUUUUUAUAUAUCAGACUUUCAGUCUGGUUUGAGAGCUCUAGUAAAAGCAGGCUAUGGAGCUAAGGUUGCUCCAUUUGUGAAGCCAACUACAGUUGUCAAUGUGUCAAAGGAUAACAAAGAUUUAUCUCCAAACUUUCUACGCUGGCUUGCUGACCGAGGCCUGUCAAGUGAUGACCGUACAAUGCGUCUGAAAGAAGGCUACAUCAAAGAAGGAAGUACAGUAAGUGUCAUGGGGGUCGUCCAGCGGCAUGAUAAUGUACUCAUGAUUGUUCCACCUGCAGAACCUGUUUCAACAGGCUGUCGUUGGCCAUGUUGCCUUCUCCCAACCUAUAUAGACGGCCUUAUUUUGACGUGUGAUGAAAGUCAGAAUAGUGAAGUGAUUCCUGUAUAG
Molecule: messenger RNA, 1356 nt
Organism: Fraxinus pennsylvanica
Lineage: Eukaryota; Viridiplantae; Streptophyta; Magnoliopsida; Lamiales; Oleaceae
Source: the annotation of a GenBank genome assembly